GAUCGGCCCUACGGACGGCUCCAAGUAUAAAACACUGCAAUUCCUGUGUCGCACUAUGUUCAAUUAAUCAGCAACGCGCGUUACUGAAGUCUAUUUGCGGCAUUUUAAUCGACAGUGUCGAUGCGUUGAGUAUAACUUCGCCACGCAAUUCAUCAUUGAUUCGACUGUUGUUCGAUGAGACCAAUGUGCCGAAAUAUAAAAACGAAAUAUAGCAGGAAAUACAAUCAGUGGUAAAGAGAGAUGAUAUACUCGUAUUUGUUCCACGUUUCGAUCGUUUCGAAAUUUUCGACAUCCGCAUAAUCUCGAUAGUUAGCGGACAAACAGCUUUAUUCCAUUUCACCACUUGCACAAAGUUUAGAAGAAAUUAUUCGAUUUUGAGACGAAUGAUUUUUACGAGUGUCCUAAAAUUUAUCUUCGCAUUGAAUCUUUUUAUUUUCGAACGCGUGGUGUCGCAAAUAAACUUUCUGAGUUGUUUUGAACAUUUAUUGGGCCGCAGAUCACAAUUGCAGUUGAACGUAUGUCGUGCUGAAGUUUCAACUAUCGGAAUAUCGAGACACGUCGACUUUGCAAGUUCAGCUUUCAAAAGGCCCAGUGGAUAUCUUGUCUCAUUCCGCGGAGAUUUAUUGUGCGAUUGAACGCGUUAGCGGAAUUCGCGACAGACGUAGAGACAGAGGCGCUCAGAAUUUGUAGGAAAUCGCCUUCGAAAGGAACUUGUAUUCUACAACGAUAAAACUACAAUCGCCACUCAGAGCCUGUCAGGAGAGACUUCGCUCCGUUACGGAUCCGUUUAUCCGACAAAUCCAGUGAUCAUCCGUUCGCCCAACAUGCUCCAUGGAAUCCUGUAGUGGCGAAAAAUUUCCCUGACAGAACGCAUCGGUCAUGGAAUAAAAAAAAAGGGAUAACAAACGGCGUAAAUGGCGCGAAGCGGAUAAAGUUUCAACUACUCGUGAUAUCUGCGUUUGAAGAAUUACGUCUACAUCGGAAAAUCUGCCGGAGAGAUCGAUCGCGCGCUCAAAUCGUUCCAUCUGAAAAGAAGAAUCUUACAUGAUAGGAGAGAGAAGAACGAAGAUCGUUGAAUAAGAUGGGAACACCGUAUGGCGAUAGCAUGCAUCGUCGUUAGAGAUUUCAUUCUUGAGAAUCUCAAAAGACCAAUAGCCAGUCUCAUUAAAUGACGACGGAUAGGUGAGCAACAAGAUAGAUAGGGGACGGCUACGUGGCAUGUCGGUUCAUGACGACGGCUACGGUAGCAACAACGACAGCAAAGAGCAGUGGACGAUGUGGAUGGCAGCGCAAUGCAGCAGCAGCAGAAGCAACAUCAACGACAACGGCAUCAACGACGAGAACGGCAGCAACGUCGAGAGUUGCAAUUAGCGCCAGCUCGCAACGGCCGUGAGACAACGUAACGACUGAAGGGGGGGGCCGCCGACCGUUAGGGGGUCGAGGGUGUGUGCAGUGCACGUGAAAGGGGGACAAAAUGUGGUGGAGGUGGCGGUGGUGGAGUGUCGUGACAACGACGACGACGAUGCUGGUCUUGGUAGCCGCAUACUCGCCGCCUGUGGAACUAUCCGAUCUGGAUAAGCCAAUACCGAUUAUUGCCAUUGACGGUGUAAUCGGAAACAAGGUGCAGCUCCCUUGUGACAUUCGUUCCACUAAUAACGAUGAAAUCAGCAUGGUGCUUUGGUACAAAGAAGGCAAAGACGAACCGAUUUACAGCUUCGAUGUUCGCGGCCGCCGGCAAUACAGCAACGCCCGUCUUUGGUCGUCGCCCUCGGCAUUGGGACCAAGAGCUUUUUUUGUUACGGCGACGAAUCCAGCUCACCUCAGCAUUGAUCGGCUGGAGAGCACUGAUGAGGGGAUCUACCGGUGUCGGGUGGACUUCAGAAACUCGCCGACACGGAAACAAAGGAUGAACUUAACCGUUAUAGUGCCUCCAUCGAAGCCAGUAAUAUUGGAUGGGGCGACGAAGGCUAUUUGGGGCCUCGAGGAGCAGUACAACGAGGGGAGCGAUGUGAACUUGAUUUGCGAGGUUCGUGGUGGCAAGCCGCCCCCAAAGCUGACGUGGUAUCUCGACAAUACCGUGAUAGACGAGUCCUAUCACUACGAUACCCAGGGCGGGUUAACGGUUAACCACUUGGCGUAUCCGAAAAUUGGGCGACAACACCUCCAGGCGAGGCUGAUAUGUCAGGCCAGCAAUACGAACUUGGUGCCACCACAAACCAGAUUACUCGUCCUCGAAAUGAAUCUAAAACCAUUGAUAGUUCAAAUCCUGACGAAGGAAACGCCAAAUGCGGUGAUUACUUGGUGGAAAGCAAACAAGCCAAUCAUUAAUAAGGAGAUUAAUAACUAUCCGAUUCAGAACAAUCAGAGUUUGAGCAUCCUCAGUUUCAUGCCAACUAUAGAGGACGACGGUAAAUAUUUGACAUGCCGCGCGGAAAAUCCUGCUAUACCAGACAGCGCGUUGGAGGACAAGUGGCGGCUUGACGUACAAUACCAACCGGUGGUCAGCUUAAGAAUGGGCGAAACGCUGAAUCCGGAUGACAUCAAAGAGGGCGACGACGUGUACUUCGAAUGUAUAGUGCGGGCAAACCCGAAGGUGUACAAGCUCGCCUGGUUCAAAGAUGGCAAAGAAUUGAAGAAUAAUUCUACAGCAGGUGUAGUUCUUAGCGACCACUCUUUGGUACUCCAAGGAUUGACUCGUUACUCUGCCGGCGCUUACACUUGUCUUGCCGCAAACAGCGAGGGAAAGACGGCCAGUAAUCCAGUGUCUCUCCAGAUAAUGUAUGCGCCGGUGUGCAAGGAGGGCAAGAGCGAAGUGGUGGUUGGCGCUUUGAAACAGGAAACGGUGUCGUUAGUGUGUUCUGUGGAGAGCCAUCCGGCGCCAUUGACUUUCCAUUGGACAUUCAAUAAUUCCGGCGAGCUCGUCGAGGUCCCACAUUCACGUUACUCCCACGUAUCGGCGCCUGGCACACCAGACGGGCAGAAAGAGUACCAGCAGUUUCGUGGAUUCAGACUGAACUAUACACCAGCUACGGAAAUGGAUUACGGUACGGUGGCAUGCUGGGCGAGCAACCAGGUUGGCAAGCAACGAACACCUUGCCUUUUUCAGGUUAUAGCCGCGGGCCGACCGUACGCUCUUCACAAUUGCAGUGCUACAGAAAUGUCAGCGCCUCUGGAUAUGGAGGAGCUUGGUACGAAAUCGGGAACAGGACUGAUAGUCCGAUGCCUGGAGGGUUAUGAUGGAGGUCUUCCGAUACACAGUUAUCAGCUGGAAGUCGUGUCUGAUGAGGACGGAGGUCCGAUUCUCUUAAAUAAAACCGUGCCGGCAGGUCCCAACGGACCGACUUUUGAAGUCGCAGGACUAACAACGGGAAGGAGCUAUCGACUUUUCCUAUACGCGAUUAAUGCGAAGGGGAGAAGCGAACCUGCCAUACUUGAACCAGUAACCCUGAAGGGUGUCGCUAUGUACACGACUGGCAACACCGAUGCAUCGAUGCUGAAUCCGUUGUUGCUGGGCUUGGCAGCCAUGGCGACCCUUUUGGCCCUGGCCGUUGCUGGAAUCCUAGCGGCGCUCUACCGGAAGCACUCCACCGGCCGACCCGGAAGUCCAAAGCACGCUCCCAUCGUAUGCGAGCCGCCUAAUGCAGGUGCAACCACCCCGGUGCACUCUCAGACCAAGCAGGCGGUCGAUGACAUCGAUCCAGACAUCAUACCCAACGAGUAUGAAAGAAGACCCCUAACAUAUACCCCCGUCUAUAAGACACCGCCACAACGAAGAAAGAAAGAUCGCGCCACCGAUGAAGACACCUCGCCGGAGAAAAGGCCGAUCGUUCAGCACGGUCUGGACCUGCCUCCGGAUCCGAUGUUGACUGACUGCCUGCCAACGCCUACCAUAAAUUAUCCGCAAAAUCACGUGUCUCAGCAAAGCGCUUAUAAUCAUCCGCCCACGAUGGCUGAUUUCAAGCAGAUGGCGAUGGACGCCUUUAAUCAGCGUAACAACCAAAACAUAUAUUAUAGCCUUCAGAGGACGAGCAAAGGGCUCUCGUCGAUGCCACAGAGGCCCGUUUCAUCGUCGAUCUCCGCGCAAGGCAAAUUCCAUCAACCUGAAGUGGUGACACGCUCGAAUCGGAUACAGGAGAGCUGUAUAUAAGUUCGAAGGUUUUCCCUGCGGGAUCAACCUCGUGAGCUUCUAAGACGCCGCCGGCGAUUAUAUUUACACGUGUAAAUGUAACGAGUACGUGCGGAGAACAGCGUAGGAUCCAUGGAUCCCCGAGACGCGAGCGCGAAGUCUAACGUGGUAUCUUCCCAUAGUUGGUACACGAGUUUCGAACCACUCCGCGAAACACACUUAACGUUUACUGUACAAAACCAUAGAGAGGCUGAUGGUGUGUUCCAGAUCGUAUUGAUGGGAACGCGGUCUCUCCUCGAGAUUACGUUAUGCCGAUGCCGCCGGGGACGGCGCUACAUUUUCAUAUAUAAUUUUACGGGGAAGACAAGGAAAUGACAUUAGUAAGUUAGAAAGGUACCCGUACAUGUCCAAAAAUAUUUCUUUACUGCCAUACUGAGGUAUUAACGGUAUAUCGUAACGUACAAAGAGUCUAACCCCUAAAAGUAGUUAAUGUCAAUAACGAAGGAGAUGAGGCUGGGUCAAAGCGAGCUAAAGAAAAUUUUAAUGGCGCUUUAUACUUUAUUCAUAUACUUCCAGUUUUCAAGUCGCGCAUAAAAUGACGUCUUUAUACAUAUAUAUUAUAAUAUCUUAACAUAUUAAUUCUUUUGGAACACUUUUACAAUUUAUUAAAAUUACU
Messenger RNA from Mycetomoellerius zeteki, 4802 nucleotides. RefSeq names its product hemicentin-2. The coding region runs from base 1475 to 4147 and encodes 890 amino acids. The transcript is spliced from 13 exons. Gene Ontology annotation, molecular function: protein binding. The record is from RefSeq and is a predicted model, not a curated record. NCBI's taxonomy places the organism in Eukaryota, Metazoa, Arthropoda, Insecta, Hymenoptera, Formicidae.